Molecule: messenger RNA, 4817 nt
Organism: Symbiodinium pilosum
Lineage: Eukaryota; Dinophyceae; Suessiales; Symbiodiniaceae
Source: the annotation of a GenBank genome assembly
GUGACGUUGUCAUUGAACAAGGUGACGAGGGUCACGAGCUGUUCGUCAUAAGGUCCGGCCUCUGCUCUGUGCAAGUCAACGGCCACGAAGUGGCACAGCUCAAGGAAGGAGAUUACUUCGGUGAGAAUGCCCUUCUGCGGGACGAGCCGCGAACUGCAACUAUCGUGGCGAAGCAGCCGCUGACUACCAUUAUUGUCCGGCGGAGCAAAUUUGACGAGCUGGGUCUGCGAGAGAAAUUGGAGUUCAAGCAGCGAAAUGCAGUUGGAGGUGGUUUUGUUGAGCAUUCAGAGGCAAAGCCACCAAGUCCCAAGACAGAGGACGAGCGGCUGGUCAUGGCAAAGGCCCUGAGGGAAAACACAAAUUUGCAGGGCUUAGUGUCCUUGGACGAAGCCAGCACUCAGAGACUCAUCGACCGGUCUUGGAAGGAAGAGGUGAAGCCUGGCGUAGAUGUCAUCACCGAAGGGGAUUUGAAUGCGACAUUCUUCUACAUCGUCAAGUCAGGCAAAUUUGACGUCAUCCAGAAAGAACACCGCGUGGGUCAGCUCAAGCCUGGUAACAGCUUUGGUGAGUUGGCUCUGAUUUACACAGCGCCUCGCGCUGCAACGGUCAAGGCUGUGGUGGAUUCGGAGCUUUGGGUCAUUGACAGGGCAGAUUUUAAGCAGAUCCUGGCUGCUCGUGGAGACAAAUGUCAGGAGUAUGUGGCGUUGUUGGACAAGGUGGACCUCCUGAAGGGCCUUCUAAAGCCUGAGGAGAAGGAAGCUUUGGCGAAGUCCCUGACGGAAAUGUCGUUCUCCAAAGAUGAGACUGUCUUUGAGCAAGGUGAGAAAGGAGAUGCCUUUUAUAUUCUUAUCGAGGGACAGGUCGCUGUUAUCAAAGAUGCCGUGGAGCAAAUCAAGCUUACGGCCACUGUGGCGGAGGCCCGCUAUUUCGGCGAGCGCGCGCUGCUCACAAACGAGGGACGGGCUGCUACCAUCAAGGUAACCUCGGACAAUGCAAAGUUCUUGCGUUUGGACAGAUUGUCUUUCGAAAUGCUGCUGGGCUCGGUGGAGGAACUGAAGAAGUUGGGUACCGACCGGGCUGCAGUGGUCAUCAACCCCACUGCCAAGCUACAGAGAAGCGCAUCUAUGCUGCGCAGUGCAUCACAACAGUGUAACUGGGGAGGUGAUGACGAAAGAGAAGCUCCCGACCUAGGCCCAAUCGAGAGGCAAGAGCAAGGUGGCUGGUAUGAUAAAGCAGCUCAUUUGCGGCUCAGUGAGGGCGACUACAUGACCUCCUUCUUUGACCAGUGGGACUUUAAGCCUGGCGAUGACCCAACCCAUGGCACGGUUGACUAUGUGACACGGGAAGUUGCAGAGGAAGCGGAUUUGGUGCGUGCCCAUCCAGACGGGGUCUACAUUGGUGUGGACAACAAGACGGUGCUGAACAUAGGGGAGGGCAGGGGCCGCAAAUCCAUUCGGCUGGAGUCUACCAAGCGCUACAAUGAUGGCCUCUUCAUCAUCACUCUGGACCAUGCUCCAACAGGCUGCGGCUCUUGGCCAGCGUUCUGGAUGUUCGGAGAGGAUCCCGGACACAUUUGGCCGGACUGGGGUGAGUUUGACAUUAUUGAAUGGAUUCACGAUGAGGACAAUGUUUCAACAACUUUGCACACCAAAGCUGGCUGUACGCAGUCGCACUUAAACUUAACAGAACAAACGGACAAGAAAGCCUGGUGGAACCCUGGCAUUUACGGCCAGGGCAAGGCUUUCAACUGCGAUGUUAACGCGCCAGGGCAGUGGCAAAACCAAGGCUGCUCGCAACGUGGCUUGACAGGUACGGUAGGCCCCAGCUUCAACGAGGGUGGCGGUGGAACCUACGCUGCCGAGUGGGACCCUUUGGCUGGACACAUGCGUGUCUGGUUUUGGCCCAAAGGCACCGAGCCCGAGGAUGCCAAGGGUCCCACGCCAAAUCCCGAGUCCUGGGGGCAGCCGGCCUUCUACUUUGAGCUUGGCGAGGCCUGUACAGCUGACCACUUCAAGAAUAUGAAGCUGGUCUUCGACAUCACUUUUUGCGGCGACUUGGGCUCACCAACCUUCAACGACCACUGUGGGGCCAAGGUUGGUCACGGCAACUGUGAUGCCUUCGUUCGACAAGAGCCUGGGGCCUUCCAUGAGACAUACUGGUGGGUCUCAGCUUUGGACGUCUAUCGACGACCUGAAGCAAUUGCCCUUGCCUUGACAGGCAUGAGCUCCGUAGAGUCAGCUGGCGAAUGCAGGCAAGAGCACGUGGCCAUCCUGGAGUCCCGGGUGCAGGAACUCGAGGCUAUCCUGUCCAAGAGAGAUGGCGAGCUACGCGAGCUGUGGGCACAGCUAAAGCAGGAGGGCCGCUCCAAGCGAGAUGCAUCCUUGCUGACUUUGGCGUUGGCCGAAUUUCAGGGUUUUUUGGAGCAGAUGCAGCAUACGGAGGGGCGGGAGCAGCCCCCAGCUGGGCUCAUGGACUUGCUUCCACCAGGACAUGGGUCACCGGUUGCCGGUACAACUGCCUGGGGCAAGGAAAUCACUCAUUGUCCCAGUGGUGCUGUGCCAUACCCUCGAGUGAAGCUGCUGCGAAAGGGUGAGAGCCAUGGGGAUAUCCAGUUAUCCAGGCUUGUUGAGCAUGAGCCGACGGGCGAGACUUACGCACUGAAGGCGAUCAGCAAGGGCUACAUAGUCAAGAGUGGAAUGAAGCAGAGUGUGCUUCAGGCCACCUUUUCUCAGACCAUGUCUGGAAUUCCAUGUGAUCAUCAGCUUGGUUUUAUUGUCAUUAUCUGCAAUGGCGUGCCUUUGCCGUCUGGCAAGGAGAAGGCUGUGCACAUGCAGUGCGACUCGCUCUUCAUCGUGAGGCUCUUCGAGCAACUCGUCUGCCUAUCGACAUGCCAGACGCAUUGGCAAGCGCUGGAGCUGUUGAUCCAAAAGCACGACGUGGACACUGUGGUUCAGGAGAUGAUCAAGCAAGUGCUGAUCGCAAAGCCUGAGAACCCACGGAGAUUUCUGUUGAGGUACCUGGAGGAGGACAUCGAAUCCGAUGGUGGUGAUCUCUCGGACGCGGACCUGCAGAGGCUGUUUAUGGUGUCGCGCAGGAUUACAGGCAAAAUUAUCCCGCAAGAGACCAUCAACAUCACGAUCUCUGAGACACUGGAGCUCUUGAGCUGCGACGCUGUGUCUCUCUUCGUGCUGGACAGGAAGAUGCAGAUGCUAAGGCUGUAUGAUUCCAGCUCUGACGCACCCAUUAUGGUGAAGGUCGGCCAGGGCAUUGCGGGCAAGGUCUUCCAAACCCAGGAACCGGUCAACAUCCCCAACUGCUACCAGGAUAGCCGUUUCGACCAGUCAUUCGACAAGGAGACGGGCUACUAUACCAGAAGCAUGGUGGUGGUUCCUAUUGUGGACUUUGAGGGUCAAUGCACCGGAGUCAUCCAGGCCAUCAACAAGAUGCCAAGCGACGUCGUGUCCGAGCCGGGGCAGCCCAAAGGAAAGCUCGCCUUGCCCUUCUCUAGGCAAGAUGAGCGAAUGCUCUGGCAUCUUGCCGAGCAUAUAGCCAUUGCAAUCCAAAAUGCAGAGGUGUAUCGCGAGGCGAUAAAUUGCAGUGAGCGCGCCACCGGCCUUCUGAACACCAUCCAGAGCAUGUCCCAGGACUUGGGCCCUCAGUCUCUCCUCCUCACAGUCACCAUGCAUGCGAGCAAGGUCUGCAGUGCGCAGAGGUCUAGCGUUUUUCUCCUUGACGAAGCGGCGCAGCAGCUCUGGUCUGUGUCAACGGACACUGGGGCAGAGAUCCGCGUCCCAAAGGACAAAGGCAUCGCGGGGGAAUGCUGCUGCCAGGGGAAAGUCAUCAACAUCCCUGACGCAUAUGCGGAUGAACGCUUUAACAAGCAGGUGGACAUUCAAACAGGCUACAGGACCCGCAGUAUUUUGGCGGUGCCGAUCAUCACAGAAAAUGGGUCCAAGGCCUCGCAGGUGGUGGGUGUCAUGCAGAUGAUCAACAAGGUCGCGUAUGACGGGCAGCUGGAGUACUUCGACGACGAGGAUGUAGAGAUCAUGGAGCUCUUCGCAUCAUUUGUGGGUCCAAAGCUGACUUCCUCCAUGCUUUCAGGCAAGGAGAAGAAGGACGUCUCUGAGGGGCGCUUGGCCCUGGGCCUGGAGAUGCCACCAACCUCCUCCGGGUCGCAGCGGCCGCUGGGCGGCAGAGCAUCGGGAAGGCAAGAGCCUUACAUAGUCCACAAGCAGACGAAUGAUCUGAGGGGCAGGAAAGCAAGCUCCAAGAAGGCUGUGGGCCUCGAGGACAACUUUGCCAAGUUCUAUGUUGCUGGGGUUGUCUGCGCCUUCGACCACUUGCAUGGAAAGAAGAUCAUUUAUCGCGAUCUGAAGCCGGAGAACCUCCUUCUCAAUGACAAAGGUUGCGUAAAGCUCACAGAUAUGGGCUUGGCAAAGAUUUGCGUCGGCAAGACCUACACAGCCUGUGGGACACCAGACUAUUUCGCACCGGAGUUGAUCGCAUCUACAGGUCACACGGUCGCAGUGGACUGGUGGACGCUGGGCAUCUUCCUGUUCGAGCUGUUGAGCGGUCACCCGCCGUUUGAGUCUUCAUAUCCCAUGCAGACGUAUCAAAAAAUCAUGCGGGGCAUCCCGAAGGUGGCCUUCCCGCCCAAGUGCAAGGGCUCAGCCGAGGACUUGGUCAAAAGCCUGUGCAAGCACGAGCCCUCGGAAAGGCUUCCCAUGAAGAAGGGAGGCAGCAGAAACAUCAAGUCGCAUCCCUUCUACAAGGGCUUUGACUGGACGGCAUUUGAGACUUUGAAGCGGUGGCCUUAG